GUAUUUAUAGAUUUUACACAGAAUAUGGAUUCCCAGUUGUCGUAGGAUGUAUAGACUGUACUCACGUGGCUAUAUUUCCACCCUCAAAGAACAAUGAAAUGUAUCCAGAACAUGUAUAUGUAAAUCGAAAAGGAUACCAUUCCAUAAAUACACAGUUAAUUUGUGAUUCAAGAAUGAAAAUUUUAAAUGUUAAUGCUCGAUAUCCUGGAAGUUGUCAUGAUAGUUUUAUCUGGAAUCAUUGCAAUGUUUUGCCAGUGAUGCAAACUUUACAUGCACGAGGGCAUGAUAAUUUUUAUUUGAUAGGUGAUUCAGGUUACGCACUAAGACCAUGGCUUCUAAUUCCACUGAAUGAUGUUCAACCGGCUACUCCAAAAGAACGUUAUAAUCAAUGUUUUAAAAGAACACGCUCAAUUAUUGAAAGAUGCAACGGCUUAUUAAAAAUGCGCUUUCGUUGCUUGUUGAAACACCGUGUACUUCAUUAUACUACAAACGUGGCUUCUAAAAUUAUAAAUUCAUGUGUAGUUCUGCACAAUAUGUGUGUAGAAAAUAAUUUACCUCUUCUAGAUGAUGAUUAUGAUUUACAUAUGGAUUUUGGUAUGUUGAAUGAGAGAUCAAUAGAAGUUGAAGCUGUUGUAGGGCGUUUAAAUCCUGAUCUUACAAAAGCAAGAGUAAUGCAACGCCGUAUAAUUAGAAAUUUUUUCUUAAAUUAAAUAUAAAUCUAUCAAUAAUGCAAUAAUUAUAUAACAUUUUGUUUAAUUUUAUUUUGCUUAUAAUAAUAUUUUGUACACACAUAUAAUGAACACAAAACACAU
Solenopsis invicta (red fire ant) is the source of this 812-nucleotide messenger RNA. RefSeq names its product putative nuclease HARBI1. The coding region runs from base 99 to 710 and encodes 203 amino acids. Lineage: Eukaryota; Metazoa; Arthropoda; Insecta; Hymenoptera; Formicidae. The record is from RefSeq and is a predicted model, not a curated record. The transcript is spliced from 3 exons.